Molecule: messenger RNA, 2680 nt
Organism: Paralichthys olivaceus (Japanese flounder)
Lineage: Eukaryota; Metazoa; Chordata; Actinopteri; Pleuronectiformes; Paralichthyidae
Gene: dnase2
Product: deoxyribonuclease II, lysosomal
Biological process (GO): apoptotic DNA fragmentation
Molecular function (GO): deoxyribonuclease II activity
Source: RefSeq, a predicted model, not a curated record
GAGACAGAAGCGAGGACAUUUCCGGAGAGUUUAAAAAUGUCAAACGUCACAUCUACUCCGUCAUUUGUACCCGACACGAGUCCCCGGUGUCGUAGAAACUACAGCGCUCACUUUGUCUUGUAUUUUCGACUGUGACUGUAAAUAACUGUUGUUAUUUUGUGGCUGCUAGCUUGUUGUCAGCUAGCUUGUUGUUAGCUAGUUUGUUGUUAGCUAGCUUGUUGUUAGCUAGUUUGUUGUUAGCCAGCGUGUAGUUAGCUAGCUUGUUGUUAGCUAGCUUGUUGUUAGCCAGCGUGUAGUUCCCCAUACGCCAGUGACUCAUCCUGCUCGUGAGGUCUCAGCUCUAAAAGAACCAGGAUGUGGCUGAAGAUGAAACUGGAUAAAAAGUUUGGAAACUUGAGUGAAACUUUUUCUCCUGAGAUCCGGUGAACAGACACUGCGGAGGAAACAGCCGUCCAGUCAGAGAAAGUGCGACUGAAACUUGUAGUGAAGUUCUUCAAGUUCUGCAUUCAAGCCCCAUUAUAAGAUGUUUCUCUUGCUGUCCCUGCUGAUCUUCUUGGUGCCAGUAGAGGGUGGCAGCUCACCAAUCAGCUGCUACAAUGACAAAGGAGAAGCUGUGGACUGGUUCUAUCUGUACAAGCUGCCUAAACAACAUGGCAAAAAGUCUCCUACAAGGGGGGAACUGUAUUUACUGAUGGACAAAGGGAGUGAAGGAUGGACUGAUGGGAAGGUGACAGUGAACGACACGACGGGAGCCUUGGGCAGGACAGUCGGACAACUGUACUCACAAGGAAAGAACACAGAGGUAGCGUAUGUCCUUUACAACGACCAGAGCCCGACUAAGAACCUUGGUGGCAGAUGGGAUGACAACAGUGGGAAGGGAGGGGGGCACACGAAAGGGGUUGUGCUGCUUGAUAAAAAUCAGGGCUUCUGGUUGGUACACAGUACCCCUCAGUUCCCCCCUGUACGACAGACGGGAGAGUAUUACUACCCCGACAGCGGCGUGAACAACGGACAAAACUUCAUCUGCGUCACCUACCCACUGGAACGCUUCCAGACCAUUGGAGAGCAGCUGCAGAUCAAUCAGCCUCACGUGUACGACUGCGAUGUCCCAGAGUCCUUUGUGUCACUGGUGCCUUCGCUGGCUGCCGUCUGCGGGGAAAAACGUCUGUCCGGUCACAUCUUUCCACACGUCAAACCUGUGUCCAACCGCAGCGUGACUUUGACCUCGAAGGGUGGAACAAACUUCAUCAGCUUUGCCAAAGGAGCCUCUUUUAACAAUGACCUCUACCACUCCUGGGUGGCCCCGACCCUCCAGUCAGACCUCCUGGUCCAGUUCUGGAUUCGCUCCAGGGGCAUCCUCCCCUCCGACUGCUCGCUGGGCUGGAAGGUCCUGGACAUCAACCUCCUCAACCCGGGGCAGACGUUCACGUACAAGACAAGCCAGGACCACUCCAAGUGGGCCGUCAGUUCCAAGGCGGCUGGGGAGGGUGUCGGAGGAGGCUGGGCGUGUGUUGGAGACAUAAACCGGAACGAGGCGGAGGAGAAGCGAGGGGGAGGCACAGUGUGUCUGCAGAACCCCGUGGUGUGGAAGGCUUACCGGACAGCAGCUUUACAGUGUGAGGAUUGUGGAGGAGCAAGCAUCCCAUGCCCUGCUUGAGACAGGUGGCUCAACCGGGCCCGAGGAAUCUCAUUUGGGUCAAAACAAGUUGUAGUUCUUGUCUUACGUCCUGGAAAAUGUAACUUCUGCAGCCUCUCGUUCGACAUUCCUUUCAUCAGUCUCUGUGAAAAAUGAAGCGUGCUCCUGGGAUUAACUAUUCAUAUUCAAAGACAAAUCAGAUCUACUACAGCGGUUACCAUAAGAAAACCAAAACUUUGAUAUUCUUACAGUUAAAAGAUUAUUCCGUUAGAAAAAUAUACGAGCAAUGCAGCACCGGUACUUGAACGUCGCUGAUCGGUUCUGUCCAGAUCCUGUGCUCUCUUCUAAAGUCCUUUUAAACAGAUUGUGCUGCUCCUAUUACAGACGUCUGUCCCUCUAAAACUUUUGUCCCAAGAUUAUGUGGGUUUAUGGACAGUGCUGUUUCGUCAAAGGCAACUAAAAACACAAAUUUCAUUUUAACUCUCAAGAACACUGCAUUUUUAACAAUGUGCUCCGAGAGCAUAAAUAGCUCGGAAUUAAAUAUUCACGACUAUAAGCAAAAUAAAAACAUUUAGGUAAUUUAUUAAAAGCCAAUCAUGCCCAAAAAAUGUAGUAUGGACUGCAGGGGUGUCGUUUGGUAAGAAAUACAAGUGUGUGUGUGAGAUCCCAUGACUCACAAUAAGACGCUGAUUUAGAAAAACCAGAGCCUUUAAGUCACAGAAAAACAUUUAACUUGUUCAGAAUGAUUUUAAUCUGUGGUAUGAAAGGCUGCUACACCCUCCUCUGGACGUAAUGCAAACAGAACAGAGCUGGAGGAGAACGAGGAACACAAUCUGUCGGGAUUUUUUAGGAACUACGAUGUUCAUUUUGAAAAACACAAAACCCUCAAAGUGCAUCACAUUGAGCAAUAACAAAAAAAAAUAAAAAUCCAGCCUUGACACAGAGCUUUUCUCAUGAAAUGAAAGCAUCUGUGUCUUUUCAGCCUUCAUCCAGUUUUGACUGAGACUGAAGAGAGAAAUUGCGACGUGAACGAGUUCUGCUUCA